AUGCGGGAUGAGUCCGACAAGGAAGGUGGUCCAGCUGAUGCACCAGCAUUGGCGCAUGACAGGUCCAACGAUGCUUCUGAAAGGCUGCUCCAUUUUGAUGGAGUGCGGACGGUGUUCGCCUUGUGGAUCGUGUUCCACCACAUGGCGCCGAGACAGCCUUCGUUGUUGGACAAGAUGCUGGUACGAGUCGAUGUGUGUGUGGAGUUUUUUGUGCUACUUUCUGGUUUCAUGACGCACUACGCAUACCACAGCAAGGACAUAGAAUCAUCUUUUGGGUCGCUGGCGGCGUUCUUUGUUCGCCGCUGCUUCCGUUGCCUGCUGGCCAGCUACCUGGGGAUGGUGCUCUGCACCGUGACCUUGUGGCUGGGUGGCUUUGAGGUUUGGUCCUUCAACACAUUGAGCUGUUUUCUCCUCAUCAAGACAUGGAUCGACCCGGAGCCCAACUGCCCGAACAUGCCGUCGUGGUUUCUGGUAUCUAUGCUCCCUUCGUGGCUGCUAUACCCGAUGUUCAGACCGAUGUUGGGGUGGAACCGGUCCAUGGGCGGGCAUGUUUGCUUGGCUGUCACCGCGUGGUGUUUUGCCAUCGUACCGCAGCUCUGCCUGAUGCUUUCUCGCGGAGCCUGGCUGGAAUGGACGGAAUUUACCUUCACUUGGUUUUGGCCGCCAGCUCUCUUGCCAGAUUUCAUGUUAGGCGCAUGCGUGGCAGCACUGGUACUUAGAAAGCCUCCGUGUGCAGCUGUCGGAUGGAUUGGGGAUUUGUCAAUGUUGAGCCUCCUCCUGACGUGCACGCUGGUGCCGGUCCCAGAAAGACCACCCGACUGGGGUGGUCCAUCGCAAUGGAGGCCGGGACACUACAUCGCUUGGGAGCAGCUGUCUGCUCGACUUUCCGCGCCGUUCUUGUGCACCUUCAUCUACUAUACUUCCAAUGGAAACUCGCUGUUGGCUCGCAUCCUUUCGCAGAAGAUCCUGGUCAGGCUGGGCCGGUACACUUUGGAGGUCUACUUGCUGCAGACGGCUGUGCAUGACCUCUUUCUUUGGAUUCGGGCACCUGGUGCAGGAGGUCUUUGGCCUGGUCUGCCGUGGACACCGCAGGUCUUCCUGCUUUACCUGUGUGUCCUCUGGCUACUCUGCGCUGCUUUUGCUGAGACUGUUGCAGAACCGCUCACGAGCAAAGUGAAGACUUUCAGCGCUCACUGGGUCGGGAGAACUUUGUCGCAAUGUUGUGAGGAACGCAGACAGCAGUAUCAGCAAGUAGAUCCCGGCUGUGGUUGA
Molecule: messenger RNA, 1272 nt
Organism: Symbiodinium sp. CCMP2456
Lineage: Eukaryota; Dinophyceae; Suessiales; Symbiodiniaceae
Source: the annotation of a GenBank genome assembly